Durio zibethinus is the source of this 793-nucleotide messenger RNA. The record is from RefSeq and is a predicted model, not a curated record. Lineage: Eukaryota; Viridiplantae; Streptophyta; Magnoliopsida; Malvales; Malvaceae.
CUUUGGGUCCUUGUCAGCUGCCGUGGUCUGGCCACCAACAACUCCGAGAACUCACAACCCUCCGGCCCUUUGUAACAAGUUACAACUCCUUGAUAAAUAUUAAAUCAACUCCUUCUCUUUUUGCCAUAAUUGUUAGUAGAACUCAUAUCUUUGGGGGAGAGCAAGGAAGAGAGGCGGAGAAAUGGCCAUUUCAACCAGUUGCUGCCUCAACGUCUGCCCUCCGACUCCAACUCAUGGUUUAGACACUUCCUCAAACUCCAAGGCAUCCCAAGUUGCAUGGUGAGUCAACAAAUAAAAGCAUACAUCCAUUAUUGUAUAGCAUGCAAGAUUGACACUUUUAUUCUGUCCAAUUCAUUUUGUUUUAGGCUGAGGGAUGAUAAAUGGAGAAAGCAAUGUGUAUUAGGAAUAGCCUGCAUGGUAAUUGGAUUACAAGUCGACAUAAGUGACAGCAACGCCAUUGCUAAAGAAAUCUCAAUUGCCACAGAAUCAAGCUCGAGUGUAUCCAGAUGGAGUGAUAAAAGAAUGUGCCCGCCAUGGCGUGUCAAUUCGCUAGAGACGAUUGUGCCGGAGAAUCUCCCGAGGCCAUCUGCUCAUAGGAGAUGGGAAGCUAUUGGUUUCUCCAAGAAUGCUGCACCAGCAGUCAAAGUGACAGUAACCAGAAAAGCAAGAAACAGUUGCUUCUCCAUGUAAUUCUACAAUGUUGUAGAUCAAAUCAACACUUGGAAAUUGUAUAUCAUCCAAAGUUAACAAAUGGUAUAAAAUUAUUAUUACUUUCAUGUUUUCUUCAGUUGAG